AUGUCGACGGGUAGCCGUUCCUUCCAAAACCAAUCCUACGAACCCCAACAACAACAGCAACAACUCCACCAAAGGUUUACUGGUGGUGGUGGCGGCGGCGGUGGGUACGGUGAUGUCCAGGAGGAGGACGGCAGCUCCCCGAGGAGUUCGUCCGGCGGCUACGGGUCCUCAUGCAACAACUACCCCACCACCAAUCCCGCGCAUCACCAGCAGCAGUCCCACCGACCACCACCGCCGCCCCUACCCCUGGGCAUGUCCGCCUACUCACCGCCCUCUGACACCUAUCGGAAUUAUUACCAUGGCAACGCCUCCAUGACUGCGGCGGCAGUAGCAGCCGCGGCAUACAGUUACCACUAUCACCACCAACAGGCU
This is a messenger RNA of Dibothriocephalus latus, 372 nucleotides long. Lineage: Eukaryota; Metazoa; Platyhelminthes; Cestoda; Diphyllobothriidea; Diphyllobothriidae. The record is from the annotation of a GenBank genome assembly.